ACUUGUUGCUCUCCUCCCUCUGACUACUUUAGUUCCAACACAGUGACUGGGAAUCCAGACUGCACUGGGAGAUAGGCAGAAGCUGAGGAAGAAAUAAUAUCUGACCUAGGGUUCCAGAAGCUGUAAUACCGUUUCAUUUAUCCUCUUCAGGCGAGACUCUGACCUGGAGGCUGAUCUCAAGGAUACUCUUGGAGGAUUCCCUGAGGGUUUCCCUUUGCUUCAACUGUUAGCCUCCGUGCUUCCCCUGAUCAUUCCUGAAAAUGGACCGAUCCACGCAAGAGCUUUUCCUCAACUUCAUGAUUGUCCUCAUAACUGUGCUCCUCAUGUGGAUUCUGGUGAAAUCUUAUCAGGAGUAAAAGACUGUGCCAUAUGCCGUGAAUGAAUUUAAGUUUGUGUCUGCAGAAGUAUGUGACAUCUACUGUACACCUGUGUGAUUAGCUUCAUGUAGCUCUAGAAUGUCAUCUUUUUUACUCUAAAACACCUGUUGCCUGAGAUAAUCUGUGUGUUUUACAUGGGUCUAUGAUGAUGCAAUUAUUUUAUUCUUUGGCAAUCCAGCUGUAAAAUGUACAAGGCAAGAUCCUCAGUAGUUGUUACAUAUGAUUGUCCCUCCAACAGUUACUGUCUCCAUGAACGGAGACAAAAGAAGCAUAAACCUACUGAGCUGAAAGAGAUGUGGAACCUUUUCAUUUGCUCACCAUUGUACUCUCCUGAAUAAAGAAGAAAAUAUAAGACA
Messenger RNA from Chrysemys picta bellii (western painted turtle), 733 nucleotides. It is a transcript of the gene SLN, whose product is annotated as sarcolipin. Lineage: Eukaryota; Metazoa; Chordata; Testudines; Emydidae. The record is from RefSeq and is a predicted model, not a curated record. Gene Ontology annotation, molecular function: enzyme regulator activity. Gene Ontology annotation, cellular component: membrane.